Ambispora gerdemannii is the source of this 5367-nucleotide messenger RNA. The record is from the annotation of a GenBank genome assembly. Lineage: Eukaryota; Fungi; Glomeromycota; Glomeromycetes; Archaeosporales; Ambisporaceae.
AUGAACGAAUCAUUUCUCGAUACAUUUGGGCCCAAUCGUCGUGAGCGUGAAGAACGGGAAAGGCGUGACGAACGUUUUAGGCGAGAUGACCGCCCAUAUUUUCGGGAAGAACAUCCACCUCAGCAGAAUGCACGCAACAAUAUGUUUACUAGAAGUAAUCAUAGACAGCGAACUCCGGUUGACUAUGAUGACAUGGAUAGAAUUCCACAGGGAGCUAAUGUCAACAUGACCUUUGGUGAUCGUCGAAUUCCCGGAAAUCCAUUAUUACGGAAUAAUAAUCCAGAAUUAGGAUCAAAUGAAAUGGGUUUUUCACCUAAUGAUCGUGAAUAUCCAUUUCGAUAUUCUGAUGAUCGAGAUGGUUGGCCAAAAGGUAGAAGUCCUUAUUCUCGCGAAAGAGAGCGCGAUAAAGAAAGGGAACGUGAGCGCGAAAGAGAUCGUGAGCGCGAAAGGGAUAGAGAAUAUCGCGAAAGGGAAAGAGACAAAGAAAGAGAACGGGAGAGAGACUUUCGUGAUCCUUUCAUGUAUAGAUCAAAUAUGUUGCCCUCGUCACAUUAUGCUCGAGAAAGUCAACAUGAAAUGUAUUAUCAUCAAAGAGAAUAUCACAGACACAAUAGAUUUCGAGAUUGGGAUGGCAAAGGGGAAAUGUAUCGAAGAUCUAGCAACUACAAUGAUAAAAGCAGAGAUGAAUUUAUGGAUUAUCAUCGCUAUGAUGGAAAUCUAUCUCGAGAUAACUCUGCAGAUUCUGAAAAAUUAUCAUUGGCUACUAGGCAUAAUCACUGGAGAGCUCCGCGUCGGGAUAGGAGAUCACCAUCGUCAUCGAGCCGUUCUACCCGUUCUAGUAGAUCACCGACACAUCGUAGGUCAAUAAAUUCUACUUCUCGUUCAUUGAGUCCUCAAAAUAGAUCCGUCAGUGUGAUCUCUAGAGAAUCAUCAUCACCACGUAGACCGGAAUCGGAUAGGUUCUCUUCAAAACGUCUACUUAGAAUUUCUAUCUCAAAACUUCCGGAAAAAAAUCACGAAUUUGAUGAUCUUUCAAAACAGGGCACAGAAGACGGAUAUGAAGAUGUGUUUGAAGUAGAUGAUUUGAAUUUACAUAAUAAUGAAUCAUCUAAUGUUCCAGCACAUGCUCUAGUUAAGUACGAUGAUGCAGAUUACGAGGCACCAGUUAGCUUCAAGAAUUCGACAGAGGAAGAAAUAGCAUCAGGUGGGGAGCAAUCAUCUUUGCCGCAAAAACCAAAGAAGAGUAAUGAUCGAGGGGGAUGGACCGGAUGGCGUAGCAUUGAAGGUGGUUCCUCAACAAAUGCACCUGACGGAGGCCACAAUGAAGAGUCGGGUGGGGUGGAUAAUGUUAGUGAAAAAUCCUUAGAUAUGGAUUUAAGUGAAGAAAAAUCAGACAUUUAUCUUGAACAAUCUCCUAAAAGGGAGUCAAUUGAAAAAAAUGAUUCAAUCAAUGACAAACCUCCCGUACAGCCUGAUGUUGGAGAAACUAUAGAGAAAGAAAUUAUAUCUUCAACUUCAAAAUCACAUAAUCAACAAACCCAAUCUCCACCUAAAAAUGUCGAGGGAAAAGAAAAUCAUAUAACUCAAAAUGAUGUUUAUAAUAACGGUAAUAAUAUAUCUGGGAUUGAAGCACAAAAUAUGGAAAAUAAGCCAAUAGUUGAUGUAGUGGACGAUAAUGAAAACGAAGAAGGAGAAAUUAUAGAUAAGGACUUUAGUGUACAACAGACAUCAGAAAGAAAUGAGGCCACGGAAAUAUCGAUUGAAUUUUCAAGACCUGAAGAUGUUUCUGGCAAAGAAACAACAAGUAUUCGUGAAGAUUUAGAGCAAAUGAUUGAAGAUGUGGAAGAUAAAAUUUCAAAAUAUGAAGAAUUUUUGGAGACAAUUCAACGUCAGAAAACGAUUAUUGAAAGAAAAAAGUCUCAAUUUAAAGUUAACAAUAAACCAACAAAUUUCGCAGAAAAAACCAACGGAAAUGCUGGUUCCACGAAUAGAAAUAUUAAUGAUGAAAACAAUGACAUUCAAUCAAUCGAUAGGUCUAUGUCAUCUUCAGCUAGAUUAUCCAAUAAUUGCCAUUCAGGAAUGGCAAUGAAUGAGAAUUCAAGAAAUCAAAACAAUCACAUGAUCAUUAAAGAUGAUACUUCUGUUCAUGACCCAAAAGCAUUAAGUAAGCGAGAAUUAUCUCUAUGGGAAAUAAUAUAUCAGGACAAUCACUUCGUCUCUGAAGAAGAUGAAUCAUCAUCUGAACCCCCUGAACAGGUUUAUAAUAGUUUAUUAGAAUAUCCCAUAUUCAAAAGAACUAUUGAAACCAAAACAUUUUAUGAACCCCAUAUAGUCCAAAACAUUAUCGCGAAAAAACAUGAUCUAGAAGAAAAAGAAAAAGCACUCAAAAACCAAUACAAAAUGUUGUAUGAAAGUUGGGUUCAGAAAAAUGAGAAACUUGAAAAACUUGCCGGAAAAAAGAAAAAACCAGAAAAAGCCGAAGUUAUCGCUGGACCUUCUUCCGAGGAAAUAGCUGGUGGUAAUAAUAGAUCGUUAGCGGGAAGAGCCUACCGUCGAGGUGAUGCUGCACGAUCGGAGGCCGAAUUAAAGGAGAUAAUUAAAGAUCUUGAGGCUGCUGAAUUACGCAAUCCUGAAUUACGUGCGCGUAGAACUCUGGCUACUAUACCUUCUAUGAUUCUUGACAAUUUUGAAUUAGAAACCUUGACUUUUGAUGAUAGUAAUAGGAUAGUCACGGACCCCACAGAAUUUUACGAAAUUAAACGUGACACGUUAUCUGAUUGGAAGCCUGAAGAAAUAGAAAAAUUCAAAAAUGUAUACUCAGAAUAUCCGAAACAAUUCGGGAAAAUAGCCGAUUUGAUAUCGAUUAAAACUACCAACCAAUGCGUUGAGUUUUAUUAUCUUAAUAAAAAGAAAUUAAUUGAUUUCAAAGCCUUGGUAUCGACAAAGGGACACACGAAAAAACGAAAAGGACCAGGACGACGAAGAACAUUAACUGGAACCACUACUUCUCCGCCUACUCCGGAGCAACCAAAUACUCGUAGAAGGAAUAAAGGAUCUGCUUUAACCGAUGAUAUUGGCAAGGCAUCAAGUUCUCGUAGGAGGAAUAAGGAGAAAGAAGAAAUGCAAAAAUUAGAUUUGGAGUUAGAAGAACAACAAGAACUCGAAACUGAAGAGAGGGAUAUCUUUGAAACAGAACCAUCUUCAGCACAAAUAGAGGAACAAUAUGCUGAUAAUGACCGAGAGGCACCAAUAGUAGCACCUUUAUCUCAACAAGAAAAACAAACUUCGUCUUCUCUACGAGAAAAUAACGAAACCGACAAGUCUUCAAAUGUUUCUUCUCAACCAACAUCUAAAAAAAGUAACGAGUGGACGGAAGAUGAUGCCUUUCUUUUAACCACCGCAUUUAAUAAAUAUGGUGAUGAUUUUGACUUAGUUGCUACCGUUGUGAAUAAAUCCAAAAAAGAGUGCGAGGAAUUUUAUCGUAAUCUUCGGUCUAAUCCUACAAAUAAUGUGGGUACUGAAAUUACUACAAAUGAAGCAGCAGCUAUCUCUCCUUCCCCUCCUCCUAAUAUCGAAGAAGAGGAAGCUACAACAUCAACGAAGAGAUCGAAGAGCAUUAAAACUAGAAAAAAAUCUAAAGCACAAGGAGAAGAAGAUAAUGAAAAAGGGAAAAAAAGAAAAGGAGGACGUGGAAAAAAGGUAGCCGAUGAUGAAGACGAAAUUGAUGAUGCUGUUGUUGCAACGUCAUCUGUCGUAGGUGAAGGAGUUACAAGACGAGUAUCAAGAGGUGAGGAGAGGAGUAUGACUCGUCAUUCAUCAUAUUGGUCCGUAAAAGAAAAAAUGAGUUUCCAGGAAUUAGUGAAAUCUCACGGAAAAGAUUAUGAAUCGAUAGCACAACAAUUGGGAACGAAAACAGCUCAUCAAGUACGAAAUUAUUCCAAUAAAAUAAAUGAAGAAUCGGGAACUGCUGAUAAAAAUGAACUACAAAUUGAAAAUCACGAAGAUUCGGUACCAGAGAUUACUGUUAUCAAUGACAAUACUCAAGAAUCAUCCGAAUCUAAUAUCGGGCAAGUUCAACCUCAAAAAUCUUCGCAGCAAUUAAAUUUGCCUCGAGCUGGGUACUUUGAAAGAAGUCAAAAAUCACCCAUUAUUACAUCCGAUCCACAACCAAAUACACAAUCGGUUGCAGUACCCGUGACGAUAAUAACAAAUACUACAACUCCCACUUCACCUUCUACCUCACCUAUUAAUCCGCCAAUUACACCUACUGAAUCAUCGUCAACGAUAAACAAAAACAAUAAUUCUUCUCAACCAGAAAAAAAAGAGGAGAUAAGAAAUAUAAAUUUAGAAUCAAUCACUGAAAAAUCUCCCCAACAGGGAAAAAGAACAAUUUUUGAUUUAUUGAAUCCGACAGAUACUGAAACGAUGGAUGCCACUAGUGAUAAUUGGUUCGGUGGAAGUAACGCCGCUGAAGAAAAAUCAUCGACUAGUCGGAGAAAUAUUCAAAAGGUGGAUAUUCGAGUCGUCGAGGAAAAUUCGAGUGCCAUUAGAUCUAAUGGUCCUGAAAUUCCUGUCAAUCAAAGCACUCCAGAUGUUGUCUCCCAUCCUCCGUCAAAUCAAACCUCUCCCGCUAUGACUGCAAACUUAAACCAAACAACACCAGUCUUGCCACAACUGUCGUAUUACAUACCUCCACAAACUGCAACUCCUGCUGCUCUACCCACCACUGGACCAACUAUUAAUCCUUUACAAUCGCAUAAUAAUACUCUAUCUUAUGCGAUAAAUCCUAGCCAUAGUUUACAACAGCCACCAGCAAAUAUAGUCCCACAUUACAAUCAAAUGCCUAUUUACAAUAUGACCCAGCAACAAAUAAAUCAACAAUCAGGACUCUCACAAGCUCAACAUUUGUUAGUUCAACAACAAAUGAUUGGGUCAACACAACCACCACCACUUCAACAAAUGUUGUUGACGCAACAACAAAGCAGGCGUAAAUCACUAUCACAAUCUACGCAGCAGCAGCAACUACUACUAAUGAAUCAACAACAGGCUAAUGCGCAAAACACAUCAUCAACUCCAACAUUGGUAUAUCCACAAAAUCUGCCUGGGAUUUAUCGACCCCCUCCUUUUGGUAAUAAUUCCUCGCUCAAUAAUAAUGGACAAUUAAUAGCAAGUCAUAACAUGCAAAAUUUUCAAGGGCAACAACGGCAAUCUAAUCAGCAGCUACUUUAUAUUAAUAAUCCUAAUACAGCAACUAUCGCACCAAUUUCCCGUCCAUCUUCUAAUAUGUCUAGUCAGGACAUCAACUCUAUUCGUCAUCCGUCAGCGAUGGGUGCAAUCACAGUUACAACAUUGGGAUCAAAAUACUAA